CGCGGAAGGAGCGAGGAGUAGCGGGCGGCAGAGCUGGCAAAGAGAGUUAGUGGUAAAGGGAGCUGGUGGAGGGGCGGCAGGAGGGGCAGGGCCUGGUCCCCUACGCGGAGAGCGUGCUUGGAGGACCAGGCUGCCUCUCCGCGCGUCCACGCCUGUGUUGGUCCGCAGCCCCUGGCAGCUAGAGGCUAGGGUUUAUUGGACAGUCAGUGUGGGGUUCCUAGGGUUGGCAAUCAAUCCUCCGAAUCCAGAGAUUCGGCACCAGUCAUCAGUAUUAGCACUCAGGGGGUUGGUGGGUUCAGUGUUUAGGAUGCCAAGGGAACCUGUCUUUUGAUUCGCGGUUCAACAUAUAGAGGGAAGUCUGUUAGAGAUCCAGUUGUGGGAUGUGAAUUUCAGAAUUUGGGAGGAAUCACUGUGAGGUUUAGGUAGUAGUCACCAUCAUGCUCAAAGCCGUGAUCCUGAUUGGAGGCCCUCAGAAGGGGACUCGCUUCAGGCCUUUGUCUUUUGAGGUGCCCAAACCAUUGUUUCCUGUGGCUGGGGUCCCUAUGAUCCAGCACCAUAUCGAGGCCUGUGCCCAGGUCCCUGGGAUGCAGGAGAUUCUGCUUAUUGGCUUCUACCAACCAGAUGAGCCCCUUACCCAGUUCCUAGAAACUGCCCAGCAGGAGUUCAACCUUCCAGUCAGGUACCUUCAGGAAUUUGCCCCCCUGGGCACAGGGGGUGGUCUCUACCAUUUUCGAGACCAGAUCCUGGCUGGAGGCCCCGAGGCUUUCUUCGUGCUCAAUGCUGACGUCUGCUCUGACUUCCCCUUGAAUGCUAUGUUGGAUGCCCACAGACGCCAGCGUCACCCUUUCUUACUCCUUGGCACCACGGCUAACAGGACGCAGUCCCUCAACUACGGCUGCAUCGUUGAGAAUCCACAGACGCACGAGGUCCUGCACUAUGUGGAGAAACCCAGCACGUUUAUCAGUGACAUCAUCAACUGUGGCAUCUAUCUCUUCUCCCCGGAAGCCCUGAAGCCUCUUCGGGAUGUCUUCCAGCGCAAUCAGCAGGAUAGGCAACUGGAGGACUCUCCAGGCUUGUGGCCGGGGGCAGGUACCAUCCGCCUGGAACAGGAUGUGUUCUCGGCCCUGGCAGGGCAAGGCCAGAUAUAUGUGUACCUCACUGACGGGAUCUGGAGCCAGAUCAAGUCCGCAGGUUCAGCCCUCUAUGCCUCCCGCCUUUAUCUGGGCCGCUACGAGUUCACUCACCCAGAACGGCUGGCCAAGCACACGCCAGGAGGUCCACAAAUCCGAGGAAACGUUUACAUCCACCCAACGGCUAAGGUGGCCCCAUCGGCUGUGCUGGGCCCCAACGUCUCCAUUGGGAAGGGAGUGACGGUGGGCGAGGGCGUGCGUCUCCGAGAGAGCAUUGUCCUCCACGGAGCCACAUUACAGGAGCACACGUGUGUUCUGCACAGCAUCGUGGGCUGGGGGAGCACCGUGGGGCGCUGGGCCCGCGUGGAGGGUACCCCCAACGACCCCAACCCCAACGACCCCCGGGCCCGCAUGGACAGUGAGAGCCUCUUCAAGGACGGGAAGCUGCUGCCUGCCAUCACCAUCCUGGGCUGCCGCGUCCGGAUCCCUGCUGAGGUGCUCAUCCUGAACUCGAUUGUUCUGCCACACAAGGAGCUGAGCCGCAGCUUCACCAACCAGAUCAUCCUCUGAGGGGGGCUGCCAGAAGGCCCCCCCAACUCCUACCCGCUCCCCUCGAGGCUGCUGCUUGCUUGGCCGGCCUCUGUCCAGAAAGGACCAGAGGAAGCCAGGCAGGACCUUCACACGCCGGGAGCAGCGUGGGUGGCCCAGGACUCCUGGCCUUCCUCCCCACUCCCUAAUAAACCCCGUGAACCUUGGAGC
Propithecus coquereli (Coquerel's sifaka) is the source of this 1889-nucleotide messenger RNA. It is a transcript of the gene GMPPA, whose product is annotated as GDP-mannose pyrophosphorylase A. The record is from RefSeq and is a predicted model, not a curated record. The transcript has 14 exons. Gene Ontology annotation, biological process: biosynthetic process. Bases 438 to 1700 code for a protein of 420 amino acids. Gene Ontology annotation, molecular function: transferase activity. Gene Ontology annotation, cellular component: cytoplasm. Lineage: Eukaryota; Metazoa; Chordata; Mammalia; Primates; Indriidae.